GCUGUCCUCUGGGGCAACAUCAAUAAAAUGUUUUUGUAUAAAAAGAUAUGCCGUUUCGGUACCACGCCGGGCCUCUCACGCGAUGGGAAAUAGCUGUCAAUUCGUAGCACUUUCAGUCAUGCCGAUGCACCGAAUUCCACUGUACCUGCUCUGUGCCGCUGAGCUGGUGCGGACAGCUGCUGGGGCUCCAUUUGCGGGGCAAUACCUAGCGUACGGCAGCAAGUUGUAUCCAUGUGCGACGAACGAGUCGAAAAACAAUAUUAUCUUGAGGAGCGUGGUCUCGUCCUUCAAUAUUAAAGAGCCCUCCGCACUCCAGAGACUUUACGGCAACAUCACGUAUUAUAUCUCCUUCGAUGACACCUUCUGGGCUCGCACCCGUAUUGAUUCCCGCUCCUCCGACGGGCAACGUUGGCUCAAGAACGCGUUCCUCAUAACUUUUCCUGGGAAAGCCUGCUCUAUGAUGCGUGAGCAUGUACCUGGUUUGGCUCGUAUUCUCUUAGGCGGCGACGAGAUCAUGAAGAGAAAAUCGUGUUCGGUUCAGACGGGCGAAUACUCUAUUGGAAACCAGGCGGUGAACUGGACGGUUCCGCAUUUUCCCAUAAUGCCAUACGGACACAUGCGGAUUCAGCAACUCGCUGGACGGGGGCAAGACACUGAUUAUUGUCAUAUGUUCGAGUUUAAUGUCAUUCCAAGACCAAAACUCGGGAACAAUGGCUAAGACGCUUUGUCGUUUUCGGCCGUUUGCAUUGAGAAAUGUUUUUUUCUAAAAGUAUCGGUACAGUGAUAAUACGCGUCUUUCGUGGUGAUGGGGCACCACACUAAAAUUUUGUGACCCGUGGAUUCAAAAGUUGAAAGUUUGUGAGUACCGGGUGUCCGGGAGAAUACGCGGCAGCUCGAU
Frankliniella occidentalis (western flower thrips) is the source of this 898-nucleotide messenger RNA. RefSeq lists its product as uncharacterized. The transcript has 4 exons. The coding region runs from base 83 to 718 and encodes 211 amino acids. NCBI's taxonomy places the organism in Eukaryota, Metazoa, Arthropoda, Insecta, Thysanoptera, Thripidae. The record is from RefSeq and is a predicted model, not a curated record.